GCGGCGGUUCAUCAUUAGCACUUGGAUCAAGAAACGACCGUGGAUCACUGAUACACACCCGCUCUCGGCAGAUACUUUGCCACAAAGGAAGAAGCCGAGCGAGCCUUCUCCAUCUUUGACCAGGACCAAAACGGAGACAUUACGAAGAAAGAAAUGAAGGAGUCGGUCAUACAAAUCUACCGGGAGCGACGUGUGCUUUUCAACUCACUGCGAGAUCUGUCGCAGUCCGUCGGGGCCCUGAACAGAAUCUUGCUGGUUUUCUGCUUUAUUGUGACAUCGGUCAUUGCAUUGGCGAUCUUUGGCAUAUCGCUCUCGGGGAUUGUCCCGUACGCCGGGCUCCUUGGAAGUCUGAGUUUCAUAUUCGGACCCUCAGCCAACAUCACCUUCCAAGGAGCACUGUUCACCUUUGUAAUGCAUACCUUUGACGUUGGUGAUCUGGUGUGCAUUGAUGGAACAACGUACAAGGUACUCAAGGUCAAGCUUCUGAUGACCAAGUUUAUCAACAUGGACGGACAGCUGCUGUAUAUUCCCAACUCAAUCUUGAUAGGAAAACCGAUCAUCAACUACCGCCGAUCUCCGGACCAGUGGGAAGGAAUAACGUUUCAAGUUGACUUCAACACCAGUGAAACCCAGCUUCGAGAGCUUGCCAGGAGGAUCGAGGAGUUCACAAAAUCCAAGCCGCGUGAAUGGAUGCCCGGCUGCAGCGUCAGUGUCAUCAGCAUCAAUGAUAUGACCGGCAUGACCGUCUGUUUGGGUAUGACCCACAAAGGAAACUGGCAAGAUUGUGGCCGUCGAUGGACACGCCGGACGGAGAUCUACUUUGAAGUUCAACGGACGCUUCAGGAUAUGAAGAUCAAAUACACUCUGCCGGCCCGGCCGAUACUUCUGAAUGGCACACUCGGCAAUUUCUCGCCUGAGAAGCUAGGCGACCGCAAGUCCUCUGAGGGAGAUCCCAUCUUUCAAUCGUCGAUAUAGCCACAGCCAUGAUUUACAUAACGGGGAUAAUAUCGAUGUUUGAAAGAUGAGCUUGAAUAUACUGCAACAUGCUGCCCAG
Molecule: messenger RNA, 1054 nt
Organism: Polychytrium aggregatum
Lineage: Eukaryota; Fungi; Chytridiomycota; Chytridiomycetes; Polychytriales
Product: Mechanosensitive ion channel-domain-containing protein
Exons: 7
Coding region: 154-975 (273 amino acids)
Biological process (GO): monoatomic anion transport; transmembrane transport
Cellular component (GO): plasma membrane
Molecular function (GO): mechanosensitive monoatomic ion channel activity
Source: RefSeq, a predicted model, not a curated record